AUGGCCCCGUCCGUAGUGGAGUUUCCAAAAAGUCCAAAAUGCUGUACUGUAUGUGGAAUACCAAAAGCGAGCUCUCAUUUUGGCACAAUUGCCUGCAUGGCUUGUGCGUCUUUCUUCCGACGGACCGUCUCCUUUAACAUCCGAUUUUUGUGUCGCUACUCAAAUGAAUGCCAAAUUUCCCAGGACCUUCGAUUCAUUUGCCGAUCUUGUCGAUUUGAUAAAUGCGAGGCGGUGGGGAUGAAAAGGCAUUUAGUCCAACCAAAACGAAAUGACCAUAAGAUGCCAAAAUACGUCCAGGAAUCUAGAAAAGACGGGAUUCGAGAAGUGGUCAGGGGAUAUAUCACAUCGGCGUACGCCGUAAAAGAGAAAGAGCAGCAAGAAGUUGCUCCCUCAGAAGCCACAGCUCUCCAGAACCCGGAAUCUGGCUUCAGCACUAUCCUGAACAUGAACCACUCUAACUUACUCAUUUGGUACGUUGAAGAAGUCCAGAAUGCAAUGGAAAGUCGGCAAGAUGCCCAGGCGGAUAUUUCUCAGAGCUCUUAUCAACAAUUCCUGACUACCAAAAGACGUACGGAUUCGUUGGCAACCGACAUCUGUACCUUGUGUCCAGGGACUGACCUCUUGGAAACUAACGACAUAGAAAUCCUCUUCCGUUACUGCUCAUUUGCGAGUCUCUGGAUGGAUUCUGCAUGGAUCAACUCUAGCCAGUGCCACGUGGCACCUCAGGACUCUUCUGACCCCCUUACAACCUUCAUCAGCCACUUCCAAUCAACGAUCACUUUUCAACUGGCUCGGUUGAAACUCGACAUUUACGAAUAUGCAGCUUUGAAAGCGUUUUGUAUUUGGAAACUUGGAAUUUUGGACUCAACGAUUACAUUGAAAAUUGUGGCUGGGGAGCAGUACCUGGGGAUCACCAAUGCGCUGAGCAAUUACUAUCAAAAUGUGAAGAAUUUGGAACCAUUUGCCAUGGCGACACGGAUGGCAGAUAUAACUCUUUUGAUCGCUCCAAUUUUUAAUGUCUAUCAAGACAUGCUCAAGCUGUAUCACACUCUUCAAAUUGAGGAUCGCUUCAAGGAGGAGUAA
Messenger RNA from Caenorhabditis briggsae, 1083 nucleotides. RefSeq names its product Protein CBR-NHR-234 (gene Cbr-nhr-234). Gene Ontology annotation, biological process: regulation of DNA-templated transcription. The transcript has 5 exons. NCBI's taxonomy places the organism in Eukaryota, Metazoa, Nematoda, Chromadorea, Rhabditida, Rhabditidae. Gene Ontology annotation, molecular function: sequence-specific DNA binding; DNA-binding transcription factor activity; zinc ion binding. The coding region runs from base 1 to 1083 and encodes 360 amino acids. The record is from RefSeq and is a predicted model, not a curated record.